Molecule: messenger RNA, 1446 nt
Organism: Closterium sp. NIES-65
Lineage: Eukaryota; Viridiplantae; Streptophyta; Zygnematophyceae; Desmidiales; Closteriaceae
Source: the annotation of a GenBank genome assembly
AUGCCUUCUGCACAGAAAGCCAAUGACACGGAUCUUGUCGUGUUUGACUGUACUGAGGACGUGGAGCAUUUUCUCGACACAGUUAGCGCAGAGACCAUCCUGGUCGGCCAUUCCACAGAGAGCGAUCUGCACGUGAUCUGGGCCGUCCAUCUGCGCGUGAUCGGCACCAGAUUACCUUGGGAGGACCAUACAGGCUGGCUGGUGGGCAGGGAGGGGCGGGGAGGGAGGGGACAGAGAGGGGGGAUGAGAGGGGGGGUGAGAGGGGGAGGAUGGUCGUUUCACAGGGGAGGUGUUGGUGCUGGUAGUGGUGGUGCUGAAGGUGCCGCUUCUUCUUCUUCUUCUGCAGCAGCUGCUGCUGCUGGUGCGGCGAGGGCGGCAGUGGCUGCAGCGGGUGCUGCAAGUGGUUACCACUGGAAUAAUUUGGCAACCAAGCUCCACCACGCGGAGAACAUUCUCGCGCGCCUCUUUGCCUCUGGGCGCCACUGCACCCUCACGCCCCGUCCUUUUGCCCCCUUGCAUCCCCUCUCCCUCUUAGGUCCCCACUUCAGCCUGCCUCGAAGGGCGUCCAAGCUCCACCACACGGAGAACAUUCUCACGCGCCUCUCUGCCUCUGGGCGGCACUGCACCGUCGUGCUGCACGCGCAAGCUGCCAGGCCGGACCUCUUUCUGGGCGGCAACUCCAACUCCACGUCAGAGAUUUUGUGCCUCAAGCACGGGGACUUGGGCAAGGUUGCGAGAAGAGAGGUGUGCAAGCCGUCAAUCAACCUCCUAGCAGCCACCUUCCCAUCCCUCAUGGCCUCCCUCUCCGCCCGCUGCUCUUUAUCCUCUCGUCCUGCCUUCCCAUCAUCCCUCCACUCCUCUCCCCCUCUCUCCCCCCAUGGGCAGGCGUGCAAGCCAUCAGUCAACCUCCUAGCAGCCACCUUCCCCUCCCUCAUGGCCUCACUCUCCGCCCGCUGCUCCUCCCUUGCCGCCAUGCCUCGACUCGCCACUGCCCUUGCUUCCGAACCUGCCUCCGAACCUUGUUCCACACGAAUCACCAGCCCUGAGUCCAAACCCGCACCUGAGCUUGCUCCCAAACCUGCAUCAUCACCACCCGUUCUUGAGACCACAAUGGCACAGGCACAGGCACAAGCACAGGCACAGGCACAGCAGCAGGUCUCUUCCCCACUUGCUCAUCCUGCAAACUUGGCUAUUGAGGAAUCUUCCAGGAAGGUGGACGCACAGGUGGGGCAGGUGCACGAGUCUCUUCCGGCCAACACGCUGCUGCUCAUCCUGAAGGGGUGCGGCGACACGCCAGCUCAUGAUGGAGUGGCGGUGGAAGCGGCGGCGGUGGAAGCGGCAGCAGUGGAGGAGCACGGCAUGAUGGAGUGGCGGUGGAAGCGGCAGCAGUGGAGGAGCACGGGUAUGGAGCCCUGGGACGAGCACCUCGAUGCCCUCUUGAAUUGA